This is a messenger RNA of Lactuca saligna, 402 nucleotides long. The record is from the annotation of a GenBank genome assembly. Lineage: Eukaryota; Viridiplantae; Streptophyta; Magnoliopsida; Asterales; Asteraceae.
AUGUAUGCCUGCAUGUCUGAAGCAAGCUACGUUAUUCAAGAGUACAAGAAGCAUCCUUCUUCAGGCCCAAGGGAACUCACUCCAGCCAUGGUUCGUUCAAUAGAGGAAGCUGACAAGCCACCCAAGAGGGGAAAGAAGUCAGACACUCAGAAGGAGAAGAACGUCGCUAAAUCAACCAAGAAGAAGCCAGCUCGGAGACUAAUUCUUCAACCCACAAGCGAUUCAGACUCUGAGUAUGUUCCUCCUCUUACCAAACCUUCUACUCACUCAGACUCAGAGAGCGAAAGCUCUGAUGAUGAGGCUUUAGCUGCUCAGAAGAAAUCUCAGACCGUGAACACUUCGGUUGAUAAUCUUCAUCGUUCUCUUCAAGCUGAGAGGUCUAAUCUUGAAGCUGCUCGUUAA